Molecule: messenger RNA, 2274 nt
Organism: Amyelois transitella
Lineage: Eukaryota; Metazoa; Arthropoda; Insecta; Lepidoptera; Pyralidae
Gene: AspRS-m
Product: aspartate--tRNA ligase, mitochondrial
Exons: 1
Coding region: 193-2064 (623 amino acids)
Biological process (GO): aspartyl-tRNA aminoacylation
Cellular component (GO): cytoplasm; mitochondrion
Molecular function (GO): aspartate-tRNA ligase activity; nucleic acid binding; ATP binding
Source: RefSeq, a predicted model, not a curated record
AUUGUGAACUUCAAAUUAAAUCAAAACAAACAAUUUUCAAUUUAAAAUGGAAUUUUUAUUAUAAAAAUAAUAUUGUAGUAUUUUUCAUGUUAUGUCAACAUUGACGCAGUUAGUUAUCCACUACGGCAGAUUGUGAAAAUACCACGUAACAAAAUAUAUCUAUUUUACAACACUUGGUUGUAUAGUUACAUCAUGUGGAGACGAAACUUUGUUUAUUUACAGAAAAAUGUGUCCAACAUUUUUUCGGCGUCAAAAAUAAGCAAUUCAAGAUGUAAUUGUGUUCAUAAAUUGAUUACAGUGGGCUACUAUCAUAGUUUUAAAAGACCGCAAAACAUAACCUCUAAAGCGAACUUUCAAUAUUUACAUGACGUGAAACUGGUUGAUAAUGUAGAUACAGAUAGUAAUACUUUCACAUAUAGAACUCAUACAUGUGGAGAAUUAAGAUCCAAACAUUCAGGACAGAAAGUCACACUUUGUGGAUGGGUACAGUUUCAAAGAUUAUCCAAGUUUUUGCUGUUACGGGAUGCAUAUGGAUUAACACAAUGCAUUGUAAGUGAAGGUCAAGAUUUACCCGACAUACCCUUAGAAACCGUAGUAAGAAUUAAAGGAACAGUAGUCCAACGGCCCAAAAAUAUGAUUAACCCUACUAUGAGUACUGGUGAAGUGGAAGUGAUUAUAAAGGAUUGUAAAAUAUUGAAUAAUGUUAAUAAGUUGCCAUUCAAUUUGAGAGAUUAUCAGAAGCCAAAGGAACAGUUACGAUUACAGUAUCGGUAUGUUGAUUUGAGAUUUCCAGAAAUGCAGAGCAAUUUGAGAUUUAGAUCGAAUAUGCUUCAUAACAUGAGAAAGUUUUUGAUCGAGAAGUAUGGAUUUGUAGAAGUUGAAACACCAACAUUGUUUUGUCGAACACCAGGUGGCGCUAGAGAGUUUGUCGUACCAACUCACCAUAAAGACUUAUUUUACUCUCUUGUUCAAAGUCCACAGCAGUUCAAACAAAUGCUUAUGGCUGGAGGUGUGGACAGAUAUUUCCAAGUGGCCAGGUGUUAUCGAGAUGAAACCACACGUCCAGACAGACAGCCUGAAUUUACACAAUUAGAUAUAGAGUUAUCAUUCACCAAUUUAGAUGGAGUUUUGACAUUGAUUGAGCAAUUAUUGUAUGAAACUUAUUUACAAAAUCUUCCUAAACCACCUUUUGAAAGGCUGACUUAUAAAGAAGCAAUGGAAAGUUAUGGUACAGACAAACCUGAUCUAACUUAUGACCUAGUUUUUAAGAACUUGACAACACUAUUUAAACAGAAAUCAAAAGAUUUAAAUUUUGGAGCAUAUGCAUUGCCAUACCCUAGCGAACUAGGUAAAUUAACAGCAAAAUCUAAAGAGAAAAUCAGAGAGCUUGUUAAAAAAUAUAAAAACAAAGUGAUUUUACAUGAAAAUAUACCAAAAGAACUAGGUGAAGACUUGGCAGAGAGAAUAAAACACGAAAUUGGUUCAAAUUCGUGCAUAAUAUCAAUGGGUGAAAGUGGAAAUUCUUGUUCAUGUUUAGGAGAAAUUCGAGAGCUGAUUGCCUCACUGUUGAAAUCUAAAAAUCUGUUAGUGACAAAUGAGGUUAUAAAGCCUUUAUGGGUCGUGGAUUUUCCAUUAUUUGUUAAAGGAGAAAAUGGUUUGGAGACUUGUCAUCAUCCAUUUACAGCUCCACAUCCGGACGAUCUAGAUUUAUUACACACUGAACCUGAAAAAGUGAGAUCUCUAGCUUAUGAUUUAGUUAUAAACGGCAAUGAAGUUGGCGGUGGAUCGGUGAGGGUACACAAUGCGGUUUUACAGGAAGAAUUGUUAAAAAUAUUGAAUAUUGAUUCUGAAAAAUUAUCGCACUUCAUGGAUGCAUUGAAAUCUGGAUGUCCGCCUCAUGCGGGUAUUGCUCUUGGUAUUGAUAGGUUAGUUAGUUUAGCAUGUAAUGCAGAAUCUAUACGAGAUGUAAUCGCCUUUCCGAAGAGUCAUGAUGGUAAAGAUCCCUUAUCAGGAGCACCUAACACUAUUUCUUUAGAUGAUAAGAAGUAUUAUCAUAUUGUUUAGGAAUUAAUGGCCAGAUGACCAUGGUUUGAGUUUAUUCAUGGCUACUGGGUUUGUCUACUCCGUAAGGGAUAAGGACGUGAUAUAAUUACAUAUGUAAGUCUGUUAUUAUUUGUGAAGAUUAUAUUGUUCCUUAAAGUGAUUUUGUUUUUUUAAUUGAUCACCUAUUAGAUUAUAUUCACCAUUGCCGACUCUGAAGGUAGGCUUUACUUU